Molecule: messenger RNA, 7046 nt
Organism: Closterium sp. NIES-67
Lineage: Eukaryota; Viridiplantae; Streptophyta; Zygnematophyceae; Desmidiales; Closteriaceae
Source: the annotation of a GenBank genome assembly
GACCGGCUCUGAAGCGGAUCAGAGAGACCACCAUCGCAUGCGCGUGCACGACAUUUCUUAUUAAGCUUUCUUUCCGUGAGCCUUUUUUCGUCGGCAGAGCGUUGAGGACCUUUUUUUAAUACGAGUCACGGACCUGAUGGCUAAGAAUUCUCACGCCUAAGUAUUUUAUGAUGAAGGAUUCAAUGGCUAAUGGCGGGUUGUGGUCGACUGAAAGGGUUUAAUGUCCGUUCGCCAGGCUGAUAAGGCGGAGAUUUCUGACGGACCACCGGACACCAAACGUAGACGGAUCAAUUCGCAGCGUAUUCCUGAUCCGGAGCUUGAAAGCGCGUCAUUUGCCACAUCCCGACGAACCAUAGAGUCCCUCUCUAGCCUUCUUCAAUCAGGCUCUUCGGUCCUCUCCCGCAGAUUCGGAUUCCCCUUGAAGGAGACGCACCAGCAGGGUUCAGCUCAGCGCGGUCAGUCAUCGUCUCCCCGCGGUUCGUCGUCUCUUCUCAGUCAAUCGCCAUCGCAUCCCGCUCCGGGCUCGACGUCCUUAAAGCGAUCUUCACGCGUUGCUGGAAUUCCCGACGCCAGCGCAUGCGCGAGUGCCAGCCGUGCUUAUCCGAACUCUGCUCCCACCUCAUUUCGUUUCGACUCUGCUCGUCCUGCGACGCCGAGCGAUUCUCGAGAUCAUCGCCAAGCGACACCUGACGUUCGCUUGACUCCAUCGCUUUUCACAGGCCUAGCCGCUGAAGGAUUUCAGACGAUUCGAGAUUCACGUUUUUUUCGACAUUCGCGAGAUUCCCGACAUUCCCGACAUUCCCGAGGAUCUCGAGCACUUAGACACACUCGAGGAUCUGAGAGGACCCCAGGGACUAGCGACGCGGGAGGAGCUCUUGGAUCUCUAGGGGUUCGAGGGUUUCGCGGAGCACAGGCGGCGUGCAAGCGGUUCAAGAUGUCGUGGAUGGGGGGAUGGAAGCGGGAGACGGACAAAUUCCAGCUCGAGCUGGGGUACGGGGAGAAGGAGAAGAGCAAGGAGAAAGAGAAAGAUCUCCCUGUCGAAAGGACCAGUUCAGAUGGUGCCACGUCAUCUGCGGCGUCCGACGCUGGGGACGAAUUGGACGGCGGAGGUGGGCCUGGCGCGGUGGCGCGAGCGUUGCUGAGCAAGAUUUGCGAGCCACAGGUGAGCGCGGAGCGGCUGUGCAAAUUCCGCAUCCAGAUCGACUGGGCUGCAGGCGACGACGAGGAACAGGUGGCGUUACGGUUACAGUCGCUCGUGAUGGUAACCCUACCGCCCCCCCAUGACCACGUGGUAGUAGGCAUGCACGUGGAGCCACGUGGCGAGGGGGAGGAGAACAGGGAGUCAGCAUCAGCUCCAGAAGCAGCAGAACCAGGAGGAGCAUCAAAAGACUCAUCAGAAACGAGUGACGAACGGCUGGGAUUGCAGGAUGCCGAGAAAUGGACGGUCCGGAUGAACCUGAGGGUGCACAAGCAGAGGGAACCGCUGCACGUGCUGCGACUGACGCGGAUAGCCGCGAGCAGCAGCGCGUCGUACUCAGGCAGCGACGGCCUCUCCAUGCUGGCGAAGCUGCUGGACGCCAAGGGCGUGGCCCUGCACCGCGCAGACGCCGCCGCUGCUGCUGCCAGCGCCAUUCCCAUAGGAAUUUCAGGUGGAAUUUCAGGUGUCGGGGCUGGGGGAGGCACAGGUGGUAGUUCAGGUGCAGGGGCGGGCUCUGCUGGUUCGGGUGGCGGCAUCGCGCUAGGAGGGAGUGCAGGGAGUGGCGGUGUGUUGGUGGAGACAGGGUCGGGAGAUAAGGGAGGGAAAGGAGGGGCGUUGUCAGGGGGUCAGCAGCAGCAGCAGCAGCAGCAGCAGCAGCAGCAACAGCAACAGCAACAGUCAGUAUCUGCUUCUCCCGAGCAGCAGCAGCAGCAGCAGCAGGUGCUGUCAACAUCAACAGCUGAGAGCAUGCUGGGUUACUCGGACCACUGGCGCUCACUGAAGGCUCUCUCGCUCUCCUCCUGCUCCCUCUCUGUGCUCCCCAACUUCACCAUGAAUCUGCCCCUGUUGGAGGUGCUCGAGGUGGAGAACAACCGCCUGAGCGCGCUGCCAGGGGAGAUAGGGCACCUGCAGCAGCUGCGAGUGCUGAGGGCCGACAACAACCUGCUGGCGUCCGUUCCCAUCACACUUCGCGAGUGCACCAAGCUGAGGGAGCUCUCUCUGGAAAACAACCGCCUCGUUCGUCCCCUGCUGGACUUCAGGAGCCUGGCGGACCUGAGGGUGCUGCGCCUGUUCAACAACCCCCUCGAGUUCUUCCCGGAGAUCCUCCCCUGCCGCCACCUGCGCCAUCUGUCCCUCGCCAACGUGCGCAUCGUCAGCGACGCCGACCUCAAGAUUGUGGAUGUCAGCAUCGUGGCUUUGGAGGCCCAGCAGGGCUCCUAUUUCUCCGCGUCCAAGCACCGCCUGAGCGACUUCUUUGCACUUAUCUUCCGCUACUCGUCCGUGCACCACCCGCUGCUGGCGUCCACUCUCGCUCGCAUCUGCGAGGACCGCGAGAACCGGGCGGCGAUUGGGAAAGAUGAGAGCGCGAUCAGGCAGAUCGUGAGCAUGGUGCUCUCAGACUCCAAGCACGUGGUGGAGCAAGCGUGCCACGCUCUCUCAUCCCUGGCGAUGGACGACGCCCUGGUCACCCACCUGGUGAAGUCGGACGUGCUGUCAGCCAUCUGCUCGCUGCUGCUCUCCCAGCAGCCCGAGAUUCUCGUGUCCGUGCUCCGAGUGAUUGCCAACCUCGCGUUGGCCUCUGACUCGGUGGCGGCACGGAUCUUGAAUGUGGACUCGGCAGCCAUUGUGACGAGCCUGUGCCACCACACGCACAUGAUGGUGCAAACUCAAGCCCUAAUGGCGUUGGGUAACUUGGCAUUCUGCCCGGACAACCGCCGUCUGCUGUUGGCCCAGCCGGGGUUCUUAGAUGGGCUCUACCACCUCGCUACUGGGGGCGGGGGACUGGGAGGAGGGGGCGGGGGCGAGGGAGGGGAAGGGCGAGAAGGGGCGGGAUGGAGGGGAGGGGGGUUCGCCAGGUACCAGCACAGGGCGCUAGUGGUGGAGGUGCCGACUGUCUUCUCGUUCCGCAAGGCAGCAGCGCGCGUGCUUUCUAUCUUGGGCGAGAACCGGCUAGUGCAGGAGGCUCUGUGCUCCCGACCGGUGGGGCAGAGGGGGGUGCGCGUGCUGGUGAUGGAUGGGGGCGGCAUGCGGGGGCUGGCCAUGGUGCAGAUGCUGCGGCAGAUCGAGGGGCGCACGGGCAGGAAGGUGCACGAGCUGUUUGACCUCGUGUGUGGCACGUCCACCGGGGGCAUGCUGGCGGGGGAGCUGGGCGUCAAGCGCCUCUCUCUAGACCAGUGCGACCAUGUGUACAGGCAACUAGGCAAGCUUGUGUUUUCGAACGUGGAGUCCAUGGAGUCGGCGUCGUGGCGCGACAAGCUGGACCAGCUGUACAAGAGCUCGUCGCAGAACUACCGCGUGGUGGUGCACGGCAGCAAGCACAACGCAGAGGAAUUUGAGCAGUUACUGCAGGAGAUGUGCACGGAUGAAGACGGCGAUCUGCUCAUUGACUCCGCGGUCAAGGGCGGGCCCAAGGUGUUUGUGGUCUCCACGCUCGUUAGCGUCACCCCUGCCACUCCCUUCAUCUUCAGAAACUACCAGUAUCCCCCCGGCACUCGGGAGACCCCCCACCCCCCUCCCGACGGCUCCCCCAUUCCGACCCCCCCCCCGCGCAUGCGCUCCUCGGGGUUAUCCGCACUGCCAGGCACGUGCAAGAUGCAGCUGUGGCAGGCCAUCCGCGCCUCCUCCGCCGCCCCAUACUACUUCGAUGACUUUGCCGUGGGCCCGCACCGCUGGCAAGACGGGGCUAUUUUCGCGAACAACCCGACCAUUAUGGCGGUCCGAGAGGCGCGGCUGCUCUGGCCAGAGCUGCCCCUGGACUGCUUGGUCAGCCUCGGGUGUGGUUCGGCGCCGCCAAAGCUGCGCGGGAGGCCCGGGUGGAGGGUGGCGGAUACGGGGCAGGUGCUGGCUGAGGCAGCGACGUCAGUGGAGCAAGCGGAUAUAGCGUUUGAGUCGGUGCUGCCCAUGCUGCCAGAUGUGAAGUACUACCGAUUCAACCCAGUGGACGAGCGGUGUGGCAUGGACCUGGACGAGACAGACCCAGCGGAGUGGGAGAAGCUGGAGACCGCGACUGACGAGUACCUGACAGCCGCCAACCGCGACAUGGCAGAGCUCUGCAAGUACCUGCGUCUCUGCGUGGCCCAGGAGGAGGCAGAAGUAGCAGCAAGGGCAGCAGCAGCCGGGGGGUACCGAAGCCGCCCUGGCAGUCGCCCUGGGAGCGUGCCUGGGAGCCCCUGUCCCGGUACCCCCAAGACUGGGACCGUUUUUCCACCCAUCGUGCUCCCGAAGUCUCCUGGAACGCCCAAGACCUCUGCCCCGCCCUCGCCGCUCACCAAGGUGAUGGGGGCGCAGUGUGAGCAGAGGCGGGGUGGCAGUGGCAGCUCGCUCCAUGCGAUCAAUCCGUACCGUCGGCACGUGCUGCUCGUGGACUCCAUCCGGCCGUCCGUUUCCCGCCGGCCCUGGCAGCACUCGGCUCGGCUCUGCUGCACUGCGGGUACUGGUGGGGUUACCAGCAACACUGGUUACAGCCUAAGCUGCAGUGGUGCCGCUGGCUAUGGCAGCUCCGGUACUUCUGCCCAGGCAGCAGCAGCAGCAGCAGCGAGGCUAGCCAGAGUCAUUACCAGCAUCAGCACAGAAGGCGGCAGCAACGGCAGCCUCUUAUCCCACCUGCGCCGGCCCCCCAAGGUAGAGGAGCAUAUCUGUGUGCCCUGUGACCCUCCCUCCGGUGGCGCUGCUGCUGCCUCUGCUGGCCUCUACUUCUCCACCUCCCUGCAAUCCCCCUUCAGCUCCCGACCCUCCAGCGUGCCUGGGAGCCCCCGAGCCUCCGGGUCAGCUUCGGCAAUGGCUGCUACAGCGGCGGCAGCAGCAGCUGCCAGUGGUGGGAGUCCCCGUGUUGUGCCCGCAACAGCAAUGAUAGUACCGCCAGCAGCAGGUGCGGUUGCUGGUGCAGCUGUGAUGAAGAGGUCCGGUAGCAGCACAGCCUUGGCAGCAGGUCUGGCAACAGGCUCGGGCGGUGUAGGAAGAAAAACGCCCGACAGAAAUGGAGGAGGGACUAGUGAUUCUCCGGUCUUCCGAGUGCCUUCAAACCUUGAUCUCAAUGGGGCUAUAGGUGCGGCUGCGCGCCCUGUGACUGCUAGUACCACUGCUACUUCUACUGCUGCUCCUGGACCUUCCACCAGAGCAGCAAGCAUGGAGGAUACGCCGCUGGGGGUGGAGGCGAGUUUCCGGCCUUGGAUAGCGGAGGGGGAGGAUUCGGACGGGGCGGAGGAGGGGCCUCAAGGCCAAAGCAGCAGACUCGCAUCAGCAGCACUAGCAGCAGUGCCAGCGGCAGUAGCGGCAGCAGCAGCAGCAGCGCCAGCAGCAGCAGCAGCAUCGCUGCCAAGUGUGGGGGCGCGGCUGAAGCCGGUGUGGACGGCAGGGGGGUCGAAGAGGGCAGCAGCGCUGUCGCUGUCCGCCCCGGCUGUGGCGCUCAUGCAGCGCCUGCAGCAGGCGGCUGGCGUGGGGCUCGUGCAUCUAGCCCUGCCCUGUGAUCAAUCUGGUUUCAUCCUCACCUGGUCCUCUGAGGUCAUGUCAGUGGCAGAGCCCAGUGACUCCGCCUCUCACCUGCUCGCUCGUGCCAUUAACAGCAUUGGUUGGUGGAACCCGGCUCUCCACCACGCUGCUGCCCUCGCCAUCUCUUCCACCCCCUCUGCUGCUGCUUCUGGUGCUUCUGGCUCUGCCCCUGCUGGUGUUGCUGCUGUUGGUGGUGGUGCUGCUGCUAGGACUCCGGUUGCUGGCUCGGGUGGCUUUGCUUCGGCACCUGGUUCGGCGUCAGCUUCGGCAGCUGAUUUGGUUGGGCUUGCUGCUAGUCACCAGGGAGCCAGUUCUCCAAGCCUUGGCUCGUUGAAUGCUGCAGGUUCGGCCGCAGGUUCGGCAGGUGGACGCGCAGGCCCGGUAGGGGUCAGUGCUUCGGGUAGCGGUGGCAGCGGGCGGGGUAUAAGUGGAACACCCAGCUCUGCUGCUGCUGCUGCCGCUAAUGCUAUUCCUGCUGGUGGUUCUGCUGCUGCCGCUAGUGGUGCCGCUGGUGGUAUGAGAGGUGCUGGUGCGUUGGGUGGAGGAGGAGGAGGAGUAGGGGGAGGAGGCGGAAGGGGAGGGAGGGGAGGAGGAAUGGAGAAGCCACCAACGAGUCUGUGGGAGUUGGUGCAUGUGGCGGGCAGCUUUGUGGUGGAUGGUGUAUUGCACCGCUUCAUGGGCUGCCACACGCAGAUCCUCCCGGGCGGCAUGGAGGUGAGCACGUACCUCUUCAGCUGCACGUCGCCCGCCGUCCACCUCACAGAAGCCGACAUUCGCUGGAUGGCGUCCACCUGGAGGGAUCGCAUAAUUGUCUGCUCCGGCCAGCAGGGACCCCCCACUGCCCUUGUUGACGCCUUCCUCGAGGCUGGAGCCAAGGCUGUCAUCGCCCCUCCUCCUGCCGCCUCCUUCCUAAUCCCUGAUCGCUCUGCAUUAAUCGCGGCUGCUGCUGGUGUUGUAAGUGGCAUGUUUCCUCGUGUCGACUCGGCUCAGUAUGGGCUCAUGGUUCCGGAUUUAUCAGCAGCAACGGCGACUGCUGUGGGUGGGAAUUCAGGUAGGGUGGGGAGGAAGGAGGCCUGGUUGGAUGAUGUGGAGGCUUGGAUUGGCCGAGAGGAUCGAGUUUUUGGUUUGGCAGUGGAGAAGGAGCAGGCGAGCGCUAAGGUGGAGGAAGAAAGGCUGGGGUUAUUCUUGAAGGAUUUGUACAGUGCAUUGUUUGACGACGGGUUCUCGGCUCCUGUAGCAUUGGAGGAUACUCUGAAGGCUCAUCCUGGGAUGAAAUUUGUAUGCCAUGUCAAGAGGCGGUGAAUGCUUGCUCAAAAUGUACUGAUGUGUUAGACUUAAGUUAGCCUAUUUGGUUUGCUAU